Molecule: messenger RNA, 1419 nt
Organism: Castor canadensis (American beaver)
Lineage: Eukaryota; Metazoa; Chordata; Mammalia; Rodentia; Castoridae
Source: RefSeq, a predicted model, not a curated record
AUGGUCCACCUGCGGGCGUCCGAAGUGCGGCAGCUGCUGCACAACAAGUUCGUGGUGGUCCGGGACUCGAUCCAGCGGGCCGUGUACAAGGACCUGGUGCUCCUGCUGCAGAAGGACUGCCUGCUGUCCCCCAGGCAGCUGAAGAGCAAGGGCGAGCUGAGCUUCGAGCGCGACGUGCUGCUGGAGGGCGGCAGGUGGGGCCGCAUGCACAAUGGCACCCACUACCGCGAGGUGCGCCAGUUCUGCUCGGGCCACCACCUGGUGCGCUUCUACUUCCUCACGCGCGCCUACUCGCGGUACACCCACGAGGUCCUGGAGGAGCUGCGGCGGGGCCCCCACGCCCCGGACGUGGUCGUCAUCAACUCCUGCCUCUGGGACCUGUCCAGGUACGGUCGCAACUUCCGAAGGUGCUACUCCGAGGACCUGGACAGCCUGUUCCGGCGCCUGGGUCAGGUGCUACCGGAGUCCUGCUUGCUGGUGUGGAACACGGCCAUGCCAGUGGCCGAGAUUGUCUCCGGGGGCUUCCUCCGGCCCGCACGCCGGGCCUGCCCCGCGCACCUGCGGGAAGAUGUGAUGGAGGCCAACUUCUACAGCUCGGUGGCGGCGGCCAGGCACGGCUUCGACGUGCUGGACCUCCAUUUCCACUUCCGCCACGCGGGGCAGCACCGGCAGCGGGAUGGCGUGCACUGGGAUGAGCGCGCGCACCGCCACCUCACCCAGCUGCUGCUGGCCCACAUGGCGGACGCCUGGGGCGUGGCCCUCCCGGGCCGCGAGCGGGUGAGCAGGUGGAUCAGGGAUGCCUCGGCCAGCAGACGUCCAGGCCCGACAGGUAGGAGGCAUCCCCGAGAUAGCCGAGGUGACCCACGCACUGGCCGGUGCCAUCGCUCCUCUAGGCGAUCUUCUGUGCCUUUUCAUCAGCCUCGGCGCCAACCACACUUCGGGGACUCCUCAAGGCGCCGAGUCCAGUACACCAGGGAGGCCAACUCGACGUCAGUCCGCGAGCCCAGGCUGGGCCCCAUCCGCAGAGACUCCACCCGGCACCGAGAGAGGGGUCUCCCCCUUACCCUCUCCGGCGCCCCAGUGAGCCACACAGACGCCAUCAAAGAUGCGCGCACAGACGGAUGCACGACCGUCGAGAGACGAGGCCUUAGUAGCCAGAACCGGGCUCCUUUGCCCUCAGAGUCCCAUGGCUGCCUGACUCUCCCUGGGCGUGGCCUUCAGCACCUUGGGAAUACUAAAAACGUGCCAUACUCACACCGGGGAGCAACCUCACAGAUUUUCUUGUUGCUAGAACUGCCACACCACUUCUUGGGGAGGAUGCCCAGACCCGAAACACCUCACCAGGCUCUUCGUAGCAUCGAUGCAGAAAUGAAUUACCCAUGCAGAAGUGCUCCUCUCAUUAAAAAAAGGAAAAAAUAA